AUGAUUUCUGCUAUUCGUCCCGCCGUUCGAUCUUCCGUUCGUGUUGCCCCUAUGGCCAACACCGCCUUCCGGGCCUACUCUACCCAGGAUGGUCUUAAGGAGCGAUUCGCCGAGCUCAUCCCCGAGAACGUCGAGAAGAUCAAGAAGCUCCGAAAGGAGAAGGGUAACACCGUCAUCGGCGAGGUCAUCCUCGACCAGGCUUACGGUGGUAUGCGAGGUAUUAAGGGUCUCGUCUGGGAGGGAUCCGUCCUCGACCCCGAGGAGGGUAUCCGAUUCCGAGGUCUGACUAUCCCCGACCUCCAGAAGCAGCUCCCCCACGCCCCUGGCGGAAAGGAGCCUCUCCCCGAGGGUCUUUUCUGGCUCCUGCUCACCGGCGAGAUCCCCACUGAUGCUCAGGUCAAGGGUCUGUCCGCUGACUGGGCCUCUCGAGCCGAGAUCCCCAAGCAUGUUGAGGAGCUCAUCGACCGAUGCCCCCCCACCCUCCACCCCAUGGCUCAGCUCGGUAUUGCCGUCAACGCUCUGGAGUCCGAGUCUCAGUUCACCAAGGCUUACGAGAAGGGUGUUAACAAGAAGGAGUACUGGCAGUACACCUACGAGGAUUCCAUGAACCUCAUUGCCAAGCUCCCCGUCAUUGCUUCUCGAAUCUACCGAAACCUUUUCAAGGACGGAAAGAUUGUUGGCUCCAUUGACAACUCUCUUGACUACUCUGCUAACUUCGCCUCUCUGCUCGGCUUUGGCGACAACAAGGAGUUCAUUGAGCUUCUGCGACUCUACCUCACCAUCCACGCUGACCACGAGGGAGGUAACGUCUCUGCCCACACCACCAAGCUUGUUGGUUCUGCUCUCUCCUCUCCCUUCCUCUCUCUGUCCGCUGGUCUCAACGGUCUUGCCGGUCCUCUCCACGGCCGAGCUAACCAGGAGGUCCUUGAGUGGAUUCUCGAGAUGAAGUCCAAGAUUGGCUCUGAUGUCACCAAGGAGGACAUUGAGAAGUACCUCUGGGAUACCCUUAAGGCCGGUCGAGUCGUCCCCGGUUACGGACACGCCGUUCUCCGAAAGACCGAUCCUCGAUACACCGCCCAGCGAGAGUUCGCCCUCGAGCACAUGCCCGACUACGACCUCUUCCACCUCGUUUCCACCAUCUACGAGGUUGCCCCCAAGGUUCUCACCGAGCACGGCAAGACCAAGAACCCCUGGCCCAAUGUGGACUCCCACUCCGGUGUCCUCCUCCAGUACUACGGUCUCACUGAGCAGUCUUACUACACUGUUCUCUUCGGUGUUUCCCGAGCUAUCGGUGUCCUGCCCCAGCUCAUCAUGGACCGAGCUUACGGUGCUCCCAUCGAGCGACCCAAGUCCUUCUCUACCGAGAAGUACGCUGAGCUCGUUGGCCUCAAGCUCUAA
Molecule: messenger RNA, 1398 nt
Organism: Yarrowia lipolytica CLIB122
Lineage: Eukaryota; Fungi; Ascomycota; Dipodascomycetes; Dipodascales
Biological process (GO): carbohydrate metabolic process; citrate metabolic process; tricarboxylic acid cycle
Cellular component (GO): mitochondrial matrix
Source: RefSeq, a predicted model, not a curated record